UUUGCCAUCACUAGAUGGCAAAUUUUUAGUUGUGUUUAUUUAAGUUACAAGUUUUUCGUAAAAAUACACUAUUUACAGAAAUUUUAACACGUUAUUAUACCAAAAUUGGUCAUGAGCGAUGUGCUGAAAAACUCCCAGGAGCGAUCCCGCAAGCGGCGCUUGCUUUUAGCGCAAACCUUCGGUCUGUCUAGCGUGGAUGAGUUGAAGAAGGUCUUAGGCAAUGCGGAGGACACUAACAACAGUCGCCAGCUGAAUCCCAGCGGCCAGAGGGAGGAGGAGGAUGGCGGCGCUUCGUCUUCGAAGAAAACUCCAAAUGAAAUCAUUUACAGGGACUCAUCCACGUUUCUGAAGGGGACACAGUCUUCCAAUCCACACAACGACUACUGCCAGCACUUUGUCGACACGGGACAGCGUCCCCAGAACUUUAUCCGUGACGUGGGCCUGGCCGAUCGCUUCGAGGAGUAUCCCAAGCUGAGGGAACUUAUUAAGCUGAAGGACAAACUCAUCCAGGACACGGCAUCUGCUCCCAUGUAUCUGAAGGCGGAUCUAAAGACGCUGGAAUUCAAGACAUUAGGCACCAAGUUCGAUGUAAUUCUGAUUGAGCCACCGCUGGAGGAGUAUGCGAGGGCAGCGCCUUCGGUGGCCACCGUUGGAGGAGCACCACGUGUCUUUUGGAACUGGGAUGAUAUACUUAAUUUGGAUGUGGGUGAGAUAGCCGCCCACCGCUCAUUUGUGUUUCUUUGGUGCGGCUCUUCGGAGGGCCUGGACAUGGGUCGUAACUGCCUCAAAAAGUGGGGCUUCCGUCGUUGUGAGGAUAUCUGCUGGAUACGCACAAAUAUCAACAAGCCCGGCCACUCCAAGCAGCUCGAGCCGAAGGCUGUCUUUCAGCGCACCAAGGAGCACUGCCUGAUGGGCAUCAAGGGCACUGUACGCCGCUCCACCGAUGGCGAUUUCAUCCAUGCCAAUGUAGACAUUGAUUUGAUCAUAUCGGAGGAGGAGGAGUUCGGUAGUUUCGAGAAACCCAUCGAGAUCUUUCAUAUUAUCGAGCACUUUUGCUUGGGCCGCCGGCGCCUGCAUUUGUUUGGCCGAGACUCAAGCAUCCGACCAGGAUGGUUGACUCUUGGGCCAGAGCUGACGAACUCCAAUUUUAAUGCGGAGGUCUAUCAAACGUACUUUGCGGAGGCUCCGGCUACGGGUUGCACCAGCCGGAUUGAGCUACUGAGGCCCAAGAGUCCGCCACCGAAUAGCAAGGUGCUAAGGGGACGAGGACGGGGCUUUCCACGUGGUCGUGGCAGGCCUAGAUAGCCAGCACUGUCUCAUUUUUAACUCCCAUCAGCAACUUUUCUGCAUGUAUUCUAGUGUCUAAGAUCAAGAUUUUUUAAGGGAUUAGAUUAAGAUUAAAGACUAUAUUUGCUGCAA
This is a messenger RNA of Drosophila serrata, 1419 nucleotides long. It is a transcript of the gene Mettl14, whose product is annotated as methyltransferase like 14. Gene Ontology annotation, biological process: mRNA modification. Gene Ontology annotation, molecular function: mRNA binding. The record is from RefSeq and is a predicted model, not a curated record. NCBI's taxonomy places the organism in Eukaryota, Metazoa, Arthropoda, Insecta, Diptera, Drosophilidae. Gene Ontology annotation, cellular component: nucleus; RNA N6-methyladenosine methyltransferase complex.